UGUGUGAACAACAAUACCAUAUGGAGGCGCAACCCUCCCGUAAGCGACCGCACGCCGACGACGACGGUGGUGGUGAUGGCGAUGCUGAUGAAUUUAAUCGAAAACCUGCGGCAAAGAGGGUGAGGUUCCCAAAGGGAAAGAAGGUGAAGCCUGAAGAUGAAGUGGUGGCGGCUAUUGUACCCCCAGUUGCUGAAGAUGAAUCUAAAGAGUUGCAAGACACCCAGGUUGUAGCAAAAGCACGGUUGAAGCGCCGGCAUCAGGAUAAAGCUGAACUCAUUAAUGAAGAAAACGGGGAUCUUCUUGAUGUCGUAGCAGCUGCCGAAAUGCAGUAUGAGGAUAACGAGACACUCGUUGAUGAUGGAAUUCAGCUUGAACCUUUCAAUCUCGAACAAGAAAGGAAAGAAGGAUUUUUUGACAAGACAGGAAAUUAUGUUGAGUACGUUACUAAUGACAUCAAGGAUGCAUGGCUUGAUAGCAUUGAUGCUGAUCCAAAUCUUGCAGAAAGACAUUCUAUGAUUACAGAUGAUGUUGUUGAAGCUGCUGACCUUUCAAGUGAAGAUAUUGGAAAUAUUAAGAGAAGAAUUGCCGAUGUGCUUGAACCGGGGGAGACGGUCUUGCAAGCUUUAAGAAGGCUGAAAGGAAGUUCAAAUAGUAGGAAGGAAAAGAUGUCAGCUGAAACAAAAGUUGUGUUUGAUCAAUUAACUGAAGAUGCCAUGAAACUGAUGGAGGAUGGCGACUACAACGUGUAUGAUGAAAAACAGGAGGUCUUUCAGAGGGAAGCAGAGGGAUUUGAAAAGCUAGCACAGGCUAGAGGAGCGGGCACCUCUUCAAGUUCAGGAAACAAGCAACCCGAUUCUUCUGGGACUGCUGACUUCAUUCUCAAUGGAAUACAAGGAGCAGAUAAUACUUCAAACAAUGAGGAUGAUUUUGACAUGUUUGCUGAAAAUGAUGAUGGAAAUGCUACUGUCGAUCCAUUGGCUGGUACUGGGCCUACACAAAACGAUUAUGUAUUUGAUGAAUCUUCGGGGUACUACUACAGCAGUAGUUUGGGGUAUUACUAUGACCCCUCUUCAGCACUAUAUUGCAAUGCAGCCUCUGGACAGUGGUAUUCAUAUAACCAAGAAACCGGGGCCUACGAUGAGUUACCGGCAGGAGAAGCAAACACAAACUAGUAGGUGUAGUCUCUUUCUCAUAUCUUGUACAAAGUAAAGAGGAGACAUGUAAUGUAAGCUUAACUUAAGCAGAUUUGAUUUUUCAAAUUCACUUUUUAGGCUCCUUGUACUUUUUACUGCAAAAUUAUAUGAAAUAGUUACCCUAUUAGACUCACCGUUUAAUCCCAGUCGGUUAUUGUUUUACACCGUUUCGUGAACGAUAUUGGGAUUAUUGUUUUACACUAUUUUGUGAACGAUCAGCUGACCUCGUUAAAUUGAUGUAUGCUUCAACUGUGUCCGUAGCAUGUUACAUCGAAA
Cynara cardunculus var. scolymus (artichoke) is the source of this 1469-nucleotide messenger RNA. Its product is annotated as CD2 antigen cytoplasmic tail-binding protein 2. The record is from RefSeq and is a predicted model, not a curated record. Lineage: Eukaryota; Viridiplantae; Streptophyta; Magnoliopsida; Asterales; Asteraceae. Bases 21 to 1172 code for a protein of 383 amino acids. Gene Ontology annotation, cellular component: U5 snRNP. The transcript is spliced from 10 exons.